GAAGCAGCAACUGCAGCCCAUUCUGCUCCACUCUUAAGAUGUGAGCACAAAACUCUGGCCCCUCGCCCCCCUUAGUCCCUGUUCAGCCUGCCUGGGACUCCCCAUUCUGCCUUAAGUCAUGCAACUCUGCUUGCCUUUCCACUGUGGGUAGUACCAGCCAUCAACCUUGGGGUCUCUUUCCCAUGCAAGCGCCAGAUUGACAAUGCUUGGAGCCUGAUCCAAACACUGCUAUGACAGAACUCAGCCAUGGAACAACCAAAUUUUCAGUUGAAGUGAGACUUUUGGAAGGGCCCAUGAAUUUGUACCCCACCCCUUUCCAUUUUCCUCUCCUUGUUGGUUAUGUCUCGCUCCCGCCAUGGGAGAUCUUCCAAAUUAGUCAGAAAGGAAGAUCUAAGCAAAAAGAAAACCAGCCAACUAAAUAAGGCAUCCAAGAUUAUGACCAAAAAGGUGACGUUGGUAAAAGCUCUGAAAGCUGGGAAAUUAAAACAGCUGAUGCAAGAAAGAAAUAAUGUUAAGAAAAAGUCAAAAACAAAACCACCUGUGCCAGUAAGAAGUCUUCUGACAAGAGCUGGAGCUGCUCGAAGGAGUCUGGAUCAGACUGAUGUCCUUUUCCAGAAUCCAGAGUCCUUAUCCUGCAAUGGCUUUACAAUGUCUCUUCGAAGCACCUCUCUGAUUCGACGCUUGUCCCGACCUCCAGUGGUCAUUACAAGACCUGGGAAAAUUCCAUCCUCUAAGACUUUGGAAAAGGAAGAUAAAUACAAAUAUGGGGUCCUGGCAGAGUCCAAAGAGCAGAUAGUAGAAAUUGAAGAAGAAACAAAUCAGUCGCAAGAAAGCUUAAUUUCUCCUGACAAAGAGGAUCCCAUAGGUAUUGCCUCUGAUGCAUCCCCAAGCAAAGAUAAUGGACAAGAAAAUAUGCCAUUUAAUGAAGAUGCCACUUGGUUCCAAUGUGUAGAGGAUCCCAUAAAAAGUAUUCCUACUCGUAGCAGCCUACAAACUCAAAUUUCUGAGGCCUCAGAAGAGAAUUGUAAGUGUGAAGGCCUAUUCCUUGAAAAGUUAUUAAAUGAUUCAAGUAACCCUGUUCAAGCUCUUGCCCAAGACCCAAUGCCUAUUCCCUUAUUUAAGAAUGCUGCCCAUGUAGUGAACUCUAAAUCAAGGCCCAACAUGCAAUUAGAAGAUUUGGGCUCAAGAACAAAAUUUCUUAAACUGGCUGACUCUUAUUUGGAGCCAAUGAAGGAGAAACCUGAUUCAUAUCAACCCUCCUGUUAUAAAGGCAAAUCUGAACUGGAUCUCCAAAAUAUAAUGGUGCCUAGUGGGCCCAUUUUUCCUACCUCUUUAGCAGAUUACCUCUUAGUAGGAUCAGACCAGCAAGAGGCCAUUCAUCAUUCUUUAGACCAACCUGUGACCCAAAGCAUUGCUUCAGACCUGCUAGAGUCCCAUGGUGCUAUGCAAACUUUGACUUUGGACUCAGGUCAGAUUGCUAGUUCAUUACCAAACUUUGAGAAAAGUCUGGUUGCUGCCACAACAGAUAUAGUUGAUCAAGAGAUGCAUAAACCAUAUGAUACUUGCUUGCUUUCAGAAUUGCCAUCUAACAAUCAUAAUUUCACAAUAGUCUCUGAGAGUGAACUAAAUAAAGAAUCAAAUCCUUUAUCAGAAGAUACCAAAUUGGCACCAAGUGAUCCUGGCCAAUUGGAUGGAGAGAGUCUCCGGAUUAGUGCAGCUAAGGUGAUUUCUGUAUCCAUGGCAUUUUCCAGUACCACGUCUUACCCUUGUCCUUUCUCCUACACUACUUUGCUCCCUACUUUAGAAAAGAAGAAACGAAAGCGAUGUGGAAUUUGUGAACCUUGCUUACAGAAGGCAAAUUGUGGUGAAUGUAUUUACUGUAAAAAACGAAAAUAUAGCCACCAAGUCUGUAAGAUGAGAAAAUGCGAGGAGCUGAAAAAGAAGCCAAUGGUCAUAGUGCCUUUUGAGGUUAUAAAGGAAAACAAGAGACCUCAGAGGGAAAAGAAGCCCAAAGUUUUAAAGAUACAUUUAGACAACAAACUAGUAAAUGGCCCCAAGUCAGAAUCCAUGGAAAACAGUAAAUGUGGUAAUGGUGAAAAACAAAGGUUGAAGUUAAACCAGAAUAUCCUUGAAAAUGUACAGACCAAUGAAGAAGACACCAUGACAGGUAUAGAAGUAGAGAAAUGGUCAGAGAACAAGAAAUCACAUUUGACCAUCCAUGUCAAAGGAGACAUCAGUGGUCCUGCAACUGAGACUGAAAACUUGAAAAACUCUGAAGACAAUGAGAAAAAAAACCUUUUGAGUGACCUCACUGAGCCCCCAAAAUUGUUUGCACAAACUGUUAAAAAUGGCAUUAAAAAUGUAUACUACUCACCAGCUGAAGCUGAUGUGUCAUUGAAAAAAGUCGAGUUUGAAAAAACUCCUGAUUUGAUUGAUCAUGACACAGAAAGCCACCCUACUCCCUCUUUGGGCAGCACUACGAGCUCUGAAGAUAGAGCAGGUGCUUUGUUCCCUGCCAUUUACCAUGCUCACCUUAAGAGGGAAGAAAGUAUUUUAGUGAUACAGAAGACAGACUCUAUCUGUCACCCUACUCAAGACCCCACAGACAUCUUUUUGAACAGUAAUAUCAGUGCCCAGGAAAAUCCGUCCCAUGUAGUUACAUGGGAAAAAGGGUUCAACCAAGGAGAAGUUCCUGAAAGCAAACCCAACAGGGAGCCAAAACAAGAUGAUUCUCCAGUUCAGCCCUGUCUUCUGUCACUGAUGAGAGACAGGAGGCUCACCCUAGAGCAGGUAGUGGCCAUAGAAGCCCUCACUCAGCUAUCAGAAGCUCCCUCGGAAACGUCUUCACCAUCUAAAUCAGAAAAGGAUGAAGAGACUGCACAAGUGACAACAAACUUGCUUCACAGCUGUAAAGCAAUUUUGUGUUCUGUAGGAUCCCCUGCAGGAAAGGACUUCCAGGAUCCAAACUUAAAAAUCGAUUCCCUGGUCCUGCAUCCCUGUCCCUCCUUGGAAAAGCAAACUCCUCAGAAGCCAGUGCUGUACAAUGGCCAAAAUAAUUCAAAAUUGCACAAUAGUUUAAUGACAAAUCACAGCACAUCUAAGACACAUGCAUCUUCAAGAGUCACCACGUCAGGAUCUAGCAUAGAACCGAGUUCAAAUUCCUCCAGGAGUCACAGCAACAAAGAAAUUGUUCUUCAGGGGAGAAUUACUGUUGGCAGGUGUGCCAAGAAUGCACAUGGUUUACAAACAAGUAGCAAGUUGUCAUUUUGCAGGCAAUUACAGGAAAGUACUAGCAAAAAGUCUGACUCCAAAAAUAAUUUGUCUUAUAGGAAUACCCCUCACAGUCAGAUAGAAGAAGAUGUAGCUGCCCAGUUGACCCAACUUGCUUCCAUUAUUGAAUCCAAUAAUGCAAAGCUGGAGGAAAAAGAAGGUGCAAAGACAUUUCCCAGCCUUGAGUGUCACAAUGCCCAGCAAAAAUACAACCAAGAACAAAGCUCAUUUCAAGAGAAACCACCUGUCCCUGUACGGAACAAUCGUGGCUCAUUGUUGGCAAAGCAAAAACCAUCCUCCUAUAAAAGGGGGAAAUCUGCCUCAUGGAAACAAAGACUAAAGAAAAAACCCCAAGCUAAGAGCAGUCAACAAAAUGACCAGAGUGAACGGGAGCGCCUGGCAUGGCAGUACAGCAAAUUCCACGAUCUCUGGGUAGGGUCUAAACUUCGAAGAUUAGGCUACAUUUCCUCACGUGAAUUUCAUGCUACAAUGAUAGAGAGAAACCCUUUACUUACCAAAGUUCCAAAGCCACUCACUCAAAAUACUUUAUCAUCACAACAUAAAAAACUAUUUCUUCCCCUUACUCAGAUAAAAUUUCACAGACAUUUACCUGAGUCAGCACAGGAGAAAAUGAAGGAAAAACUGUUUGGUUUUGAAGAGAUCACUGAACACACAAAAUCGGAGGGUAUGGAUCCUCUGACAAGAGGUGUGGUUCCAGCGGGUUUGCAGCAGAGUGGUGGGUCCUCUACAGAUCCUCUCUCCCUGUUCCACUUAUACACAAAGUCCCCUUUAAGCAGACCAAGCGGCAAUGUACAGGUGUUUACAGAAAAAGGUAACAAUUCUCAGGUACAGCAAUCGGUGAAUGUCAGUCAGUCUCUUAAUCAAUACAGCCAGAGAGCUGGUGCUACAGCUGGUGAAGACCAAACACAGUUUCAGCAGGAUGCGGAAGAGCAAGCACGGAGUCAGAGAUGGCAGAUGCUGCCUGCUCCCAGUUGUGACACCCUGGUGCCAGGCACCAUCCAAACUCUCAGGAAUGAAAACUCAGCAUGCCCAGGUGGAACAACAGUGGGGACAUCCAGCAGUUCAGGGGCAGUUACUUCACAUAGUGUUGGCGAGUCGGGGAAUUCCCCAAGAAAGAACACACUGAGCUGUUUCCUUGAAUCCCCAAUGACCUUCCUAGACACCCCUACCAAAAAUCUGAUCGAUACACCCACAAAAAAAGGGUCAUCCGAACUGCCAAGCUGUAGCUGUGUUGAACAAAUUAUAGAAAAAGAUGAAGGGCCAUACUAUACACAUCUUGGAACAGGACCAAGUGUGGCUGCUGUCAGGGAAAUCAUGGAGGCCAGAUAUGGUGAAAAAGGAAGAGCGAUUAGGAUAGAAGUCGUCGUAUAUACAGGCAAAGAAGGCAAAAGCUCUCAGGGGUGUCCAAUUGCCAAGUGGGUAAUAAGAAGGAGCAGUGAUGAAGAAAAACUCCUCUGCCUGGUUCGCCAGCGUGCAGGCCACCACUGCCAGACAGCUGUCAUUGUCAUCCUCAUCUUGGCUUGGGAGGGAAUUCCUCAUCUGCUGGCUGACACAUUAUAUCAAGAGCUGACCCAGAGUCUCAACAAGUAUGGCUGCCCAACCACCCGGCGCUGUGCACUCAAUGAAGAUCGUACCUGUGCAUGCCAAGGAUUGGAUCCAGAGACUUGUGGUGCAUCCUUUUCCUUUGGAUGCUCUUGGAGUAUGUAUUUCAAUGGCUGCAAAUUUGCAAGAAGCAAGAACCCCAGAAGAUUUCGACUAAUUGCAGAUGAUCCCAAAGAAGAAGAAAGCCUUGAAAGUAAUUUGCAAAACCUCGCUACAGAUGUUGCUCCUGUGUAUAAGAAACUUGCUCCAGAUGCUUUCCAAAACCAGGUAGAAAAUGAACACCUUGGCUCAGAUUGCCGUCUUGGUCGCAAGGAUGGACGUCCUUUCUCUGGGGUUACUGCCUGCAUAGACUUCUGUGCCCAUGCCCACAAAGACACACAUAACAUGAAUAAUGGAAGUACUGUGGUUUGUACGUUGACAAAAGAAGAUAACCGGUCAGUGGGUGUGGUUCCCAAAGAUGAGCAGCUCCAUGUGCUGCCACUUUAUAAAAUUUCCCAGACGGAUGAAUUUGGUACAAAAGAAGGAUUAGAGGCCAAGAUUAAAACAGGGGCCAUCCAGGUGCUUACGGCUUUCCCCAGAGAAGUGAGGAUGUUAGCAGAGCCAGUGAGAGCCACAAAGAAAAAGAAGGCCGACAUCAGGAGGGGGCCAGCUGAAAAGCCUGGGCAGGUGCCAAAGAAACAUCCAACUCCAGUGAAGUUCAAAAAUGGACCUCCUGAAGUGCGCACCAAAGCACCCCAGCUCAUGGGUAACAAAACUGAGGCAUUGCAAGCUGACGUAAAGAGUGAACUUCCAGACCCACAUUUUAACCUUCAUAGUGUGGCCAACACUACAAGCUACUCUUGGAUCAAGUCCAUUCAUCACCCAUUGAAAGGGACAAACUUACCUCUGAACUCCUCCCUGACCCCUGUGUCUGGCUUGGCAACAACUUCAUUUCAGAAUGAUUCUGAAAUUUCCUACGGGUUUUCAGAUCAGGGUAGUGUUCCACCCUGGACAGUGGUUUCUACAAAAUACAGUGGUGCUAAUGCAGUAACCGAGGAAUGCCCUGGACUUCUACUGAAUGCUGAGCCAGCAUCCUUUCCUGGCAUGGCUUCCACCAUGACAGAUCCCCAAAUUCAUGCUGACCUUCCUACUGGCCCAGUUGAGCAUCUAAUUUCCAACAUGGCAAAAUUUCAACCUCCAUCAUUACUGCCACCUGUUACUCAAAUAGCUAGCCCUGGUGACUCCAGCCCAGUAGAAUCAGACAGUGAGCACAAGACAGGUCCAAGAGAAAUUGCUGCUUUGGCUUCAUCCCUGGUGCAUCCGAGCAGACAAGAGCCUGAACUAGCUGCUCCUUUCCCAUCAGCUGCUGAGCAGGUACCAAGUGAUGAGCUGACAGAAUCCGCUGACAGUGAGGAGAAAUCAGAAGAAAUGUGGUCAGACAGUGAACACAACUUCUUGGAUGACAAUAUUGGUGGAGUGGCAGUGGCCCCUUCCCAUGGCUCGGUGCUAAUUGAAUGUGCCCGGCGAGAGCUCCAUGCCACGACACCCAUUCGAAAGCCAAACCGCAACCAUCCCACACGGAUCUCCCUUGUCUUCUAUCAGCACAAGAACCUGAAUGAACCAAGGCAUGGGUGGGCUGUAUGGGAGGCAAAGAUGGCUGAAAGAGCCCGAGAAAAAGAGAGAGAAGCUGAGAGGCUAGCUACUGAAAAUGCCAACAACCAGAAAACCAAACAGCCUACUGAGAGUCCUGAGAUUUUCUGUGAGGAAAAUGAAUUGAACCAAAUUCCUUCCCGGAAAGCAUUAACAGUAACUCAUGACAAUGUCAUUACAGUGUCUUCUUAUGCCCUCACUCAAGUCGCAGGGCCCUACAAUCAUUGGGUCUGAAGGCUUUUAAAACACAGAAUCUUGUCCCUGUGCAAUGUUCUGUUACUUCAAGGUGCUGUUGAAAAAAAAAAGAGUCAAGUUGUAGUUUUCUCUUUGUUCAUCUCAACCAUUUUAAGGCUGAGGUAAAAAAAAAUUGGGGGGAGAGUGAUUUCUUAAAUGUGACUUUAUAUUUUGACCAUUG
Trichosurus vulpecula (common brushtail) is the source of this 6937-nucleotide messenger RNA. RefSeq names its product tet methylcytosine dioxygenase 1 (gene TET1). The transcript is spliced from 12 exons. Gene Ontology annotation, cellular component: nucleus. Gene Ontology annotation, biological process: positive regulation of transcription by RNA polymerase II; oxidative demethylation. The record is from RefSeq and is a predicted model, not a curated record. Gene Ontology annotation, molecular function: zinc ion binding; DNA 5-methylcytosine dioxygenase activity; DNA binding. The coding region runs from base 340 to 6756 and encodes 2138 amino acids. Lineage: Eukaryota; Metazoa; Chordata; Mammalia; Diprotodontia; Phalangeridae.